This is a messenger RNA of Sitodiplosis mosellana (orange wheat blossom midge), 2965 nucleotides long. RefSeq names its product EGFR adapter protein-like. Bases 1820 to 2965 code for a protein of 381 amino acids. The record is from RefSeq and is a predicted model, not a curated record. The transcript has 8 exons. NCBI's taxonomy places the organism in Eukaryota, Metazoa, Arthropoda, Insecta, Diptera, Cecidomyiidae.
GAUGUGGCUGCGGCCAAACAAAAAGCAUUAAUUCCAUUCAGUUAACGUCCGUUGGUCUUAUUCGGCGGUCUGUUGUUGCACCACUCACUCGCAUCAGAGCAUUCAUUUCGCACUCGCGAAAGAUUAACAGUCUCUUGCAUCGCAUCAAACUGUAUUUAACGAAUUGCAUUUUGGAAUUGAAUCGCGAACGGAUUGAAUUGAAAUUUGCCGAUUGAAUAAAAAAAAGAACACAAAUUAAACCGUUGAUUGUUUUGAUUGAAUUUAUCGGCUGACCAUCGUAACAAGUGACAAAUAUAUAGUUAACGACGAAAAACAAAUUAGUUAAAAUAUUUCGAACGUUAACGAUAAUUCGUAUUGAAAUGUGACCAAUAGCUGUGAAUUCAAAUGGUUAUUUCAAGAAAACAAAAAUAUUCUUAACAAAAUCAAAUUCGAGCAAUAAAACCGAAUGCAAACAUCUCAUGGGUUUACAGUGCAGUUUCUCUUCGUAAUUUCAGUCGUUUUUCGUUAAGAUUAAAAGGUGAGCGGAUAAAACCGGCUGGGAACGAAACACAUAUACAAGCAGCCCCAGCAAAUGGAAUGUGAACGAAGUGAUGUUUCUCCGUUGUAAAAUUGCACAAUGCACGUUUAAUUAUUCGACUCGCUGUGUUUCUUUUCUUUGUUUUAUGAAUUUUAUGUUUUAACCGUACAUUUUUCUACAUUGUUUUUUCUCUCUCUCUAUCUCUCUUUCACUCUGUCUGUGUGCGAAAAAAAAAAAUUAUUCAAAAUAGUAUAGUCGACGUUCUUCGAUUCGCAUCACACACAGUGGAACUUCUUCGAAUGAUUGAAGUGUGACGAAUGAAACGAAAGGAACAGACGAAAAAUAAAAAGAGUUGAAAAUGAAAUAAAAAUAAAUAAAUAGAAAAGCAGGAAACCAGAAAAGUGCAACAAUAAAUAUUUUGAUGUGGAAUUUCGUUACAUUGUGCUUUUGAUGUAGUUAAUCGAAAUAAAAGGGAAUGGGUUGAAUAAGCGUAACGGCUAGAAACGAAUUAAUGUGAAAUGAAUAAUGUGAUGCGCAACAACUGGGCUAUUUGAUCCUGAAUUACUUCAAUCACAAUAAAAAGAACGCAUGUGCGUGCAUCGAUGCACGGUUCAAGUGUGUAGUGUGUAUAAAUAUCGAGGUACAUGUAUAUGGGGUUUGAUCACAAUAUUACGGCCGAGAAGACAAUUGUUAAUCACUCUCUACUCGAUCGAAAUAUCAAUAAACAUUACACUGAAGUAGCUCAUUUGGUUAGCAUUUGGUCAAACAUUACUACACAGAAAGAUUUCGUUUUGUGGGUGCGUGUGUGUAAUAGAAUAAAGAGAAGAAAAAAACAAUGUUCGAUUAAUAUUUCUGGCCGCUGUGUGUCCAUAAUGGAAUGCCUAAAUCAUCGACAUAAUCAUCAUAAAAGAAUCGACAACAUUAUCAUAGCCACCAAUAUAUCGUCGCGCCUUCGACUGCUCACUUCACCAGCAACCAGAUAAAAACGAACAGAUUACUCAUACACGAGCAUGUAAAUGCCCUCAAAAGAAGAUUCGGAAUGUGUUUGGCGCAAAAAGUGUCAAAACUCAUAACAUUGCUGUCGAUGCGAAUGGUCGGUGUGAUGUAGCCUCUGAUUUUUAUGUAUCCCAGUUACGAAAUUUCAUUGCGAAAAACUCGAAUGCAUCGUUUGACUGUAAACAUCAGCAAAAACAAGUAGCCGAACAUCAACAUCAACAACAAACAUAUUUACCAUAUAGCACAGGGCCGAAAAACCAGCACAAAGACUUUAAGCGCAAGUGUAAGCGGGCCGUUUACAAAUUCAUGAAGGGUUUAUUAGACGAACGGAAAUUUAAAAAAAUCAAAAGCAUCAGCCAAGAAGAGCCUAUUUACUUUGAGUGCAACAGCAGUAAUGCUAAAAAUAUCGAUAAAACCCGAGUAAAGUCAACAGAGGGCAAUAAGCACGACGGACAACAAAAUAAGAGCGAUAAUAAAUUCAACGGCAUGCAGAAUAUUAGCAUACGAGUCGAGAGAGCGACGACAGCAACUGCUCCAGAUCAUCAUCAUCAAGAUUCACCCAAUCAUAAACGACCUCCACAUUUAUUCGCCAAAGCAAGUCCAACCUGUGAAAUCACAAACAUACAAAAUAUUGCGUCAAGAUCGGCGAGCUCUGAAGAGGAUAAUUCUCCAACAGAACUGAAUAAUUGCAGAAGAUUGGUCGAUAAGCCCCCUCUGGUAAAACGUAUUGCCAUGGGUCUAUUGCGCACAUCGGAAGAAAGUCGACCGCUAGUAUUGAACACACCAUCUCCAACGUCUGGUUCAAUGCACACAAUAAUAUCCGAUGGUUAUGUCAAUGAGGGAAUUUGCGAUCCCGAUAAAAUUAUCUCUAGUAAAUUUGGCGACUCGUGCCGUAAAUCUUUAACAUCGGUUUUAGACAAAAGCUAUAAAGAUACAUGUGAAUUCGAUUUGAAGAAACAUUUUCUCCGAGAAACCAGUAGUGCCAAUUCAAGCCCAAAAAUAUUUGGACCAAGUCAUAAACGAAUUGAAGGUCUUAGCAUUGUCGAACAGAAUGAAUUGAAAGGUGCUGCCUGGUUUCAAGCUGGUAUUCCACGUGAAAUUUCACUAGAAGUGCUUAGUCGUCAAAGUCCCGGUGCCUUCCUUGUUCGCCAGAGUAGCACAAAACCAGGAUGUUUUGCUUUAUCGCUGCGUGUUCCACCACCUGCACCAAAGGUGUCACAUUAUCUCAUUUUGAGAACUUCACGUGGCUAUAAAAUCAAGGGUUUCACAAAAGAGUUUUCAUCACUUCGAGCACUGAUAACACAUCAUUCGGUAAUGCCUGAACUUCUUCCUGUACCACUCGCAUUGCCGCGACCACAAAAUAUAGUUCCACAGCGGCGUCAUCUGGAUGACUUCGAUACGUAUGGUUCACUCACAGACAUUCGUAAAAUGAUGUCCGAUUUGAAUGUGUGA